UUAAAGAUGUCGUUAGGUCGCUUUCAGAUAAAAUAAUACAUGAAGAUUAUGUGAUACGAAGGGAGAUAUUAAAUUCCCCAUCAUUCCCUGAAGUUUGCCCCCCACCACAGUAGCUGUGAUAUUAAACUAUAAUGUAUAAACCAGUAUUGAGUUCCAUGGCUUUGAGCCUCAUCAACAUUAUUAUAUUUUCAUGUUUCAUAGAAUUUGCAGUAUCGUCAGACCAAGAUACAGUAUGGAAAGAUAUAUUACAACAGUACCGUCGAUGGGACGGCAAUUAUAAUUAUAAAUCUGAAGUCUACCCUUGUACACUUUUAAUCCAUUCUGUACAAAAAGGUACUGAUGGUGGAAUGUAUGCUACAUUUAGAGACAAGAAUACUGUCAUGGAAGUUGAUGGAUAUUCUGCUACAGAAGAAGAAUGCAUUGAUAUUAGAAAAGUGACCACAUUUAAUGAAAGUGAUAUCUUUCCUAAAGAAGAUGAUUUUCGAGCCAAGUUAUGUUUGAAACACACGAAAGACAUGUGGACAUUAUUUGGAAAUAUUACUGAGCCAAAUAAAAAAGAUUUUGGUUAUAUGUAUUUAGAUGCAAAGGCGUCUGCAUCGAAGGUAGAAGUGUUUGAUGAUGGUAAGGAAGGGAUGAGGAUUGGUUUAGCGGUUGGAAUCCCGGUGACAUUGGCCGUUAUUUUAUCAAUCGUGGCAGUCAGUAUGAUAGUGUGGGCCGUUAAAAAAGGAUAUUUACGUCAUGUCCCACGAAAUUACAAAAAUUUUAACAAUAACAAAAUGGUGGAGUUUAGCAAUUCUGAAACAGAAUCAACAACUGCCACAAAUCCUACUGUUCAUAUUUAACU
Molecule: messenger RNA, 844 nt
Organism: Lottia gigantea (owl limpet)
Lineage: Eukaryota; Metazoa; Mollusca; Gastropoda; Lottiidae
Exons: 5
Coding region: 132-842 (236 amino acids)
Source: RefSeq, a predicted model, not a curated record